CCGGCACGGGCCGGGUGGGCGGAGGCGGAGCGGUCUGUAGCGCUACGCCGCCGGUCGCCCGCCCGCCCGCCCGCCAUGCACCCUUCGCUCCGCUUCGCGCUCGUUGUGUUGCUGCCUCUGCUUGUGCGGACCCCCGUGCUGGGCACUGCCCAGAAAACCGCACCCUGCCAGCGGUGCCGGACGCUGGUGGACAAGUUCUACCAGGGCAUGGCCAACACGGCCAAGAAGAACUUUGGUGGCGGCAACACGGCCUGGGAGGAGAAGACGCUGUCCAAGUACGAGUUCAGUGAGAUCCGGCUCCUGGAGAUCAUGGAGGGUUUGUGCGACAGCAGCGACUUCGAGUGCAACCAGCUGCUGGAACAGCAGGAGGAGAGCCUGGAGGACUGGUGGCUUCGGCUGAAAAAGAAGCACCCUGACCUGUACAAGUGGUUCUGUGUGCAGACUCUGGAAGUGUGCUGUUCUCCAGGGACCUAUGGGCCAGACUGUCGUGCGUGCCAGGGUGGAUCCGAGAGGCCCUGCAGUGGGAAUGGCCAUUGCAAUGGAGAUGGCAGCAGAGAGGGGGAUGGCUCCUGCCAGUGUCACCAAGGCUACAAGGGGCCACUGUGCGCCGACUGCAUGGACGGCUACUUCCAGUCGCUGAAGACCGAGACCCACAGCAGCUGCACCGCCUGCGAUGAGGCCUGCAGGACAUGCUCAGGCCCCACCAACAGGGACUGUGUGGAGUGUGAAGCCGGCUGGACGCGCGUGGAGGACGCCUGUGUGGAUGUGGAUGAGUGUGCAGCAGACACGCCGCCCUGCAAUGACACCCAAUACUGCGACAAUGUUGCCGGCUCCUACGCCUGCGAAGAGUGUGAUUCCACCUGCGUAGGGUGCACAGGAAAAGGCCCGGCCAACUGCAAGGAGUGCGUCCCUGGCUACCUGAAGGAGAACGGGCAGUGCACAGACAUAGAUGAGUGUUCACUGGCAGAAAAAGUGUGUACAAGGAAGAAUGAAAAUUGUUACAACACCCUGGGGAGCUUUGUCUGCGUGUGUCCCGACGGCUUUGAGGAGACAGAAGACGCGUGUGUGCCACCAGCUGAGGGUGCAGAAACUGCAGGAGAAAACCCAACACAGCUGCCGCCCCGCGAGGACUUGUGACUGCCCCAGGCCCACCCUUUAAGUUAUUCAGAGAAGCACCCCACGGCCCGUGGACGUUGCCCCACUGCUCCAGGUGACAGCUGGAGGAGCAGCUGCUGCCUAGAAACAAUUGAUACCAUUUGACCUUUAAGAAGCCGCAUUUCUUGGUUGUUGUUAAAUAGAUUCGUAUAUUUUGAUACAUUCUUUAUAAUAAAAUCAACCAUUGACAGAAGUUGAGAAUAAAA
Molecule: messenger RNA, 1361 nt
Organism: Cavia porcellus (domestic guinea pig)
Lineage: Eukaryota; Metazoa; Chordata; Mammalia; Rodentia; Caviidae
Gene: Creld2
Product: cysteine rich with EGF like domains 2
Exons: 10
Coding region: 76-1137 (353 amino acids)
Molecular function (GO): calcium ion binding
Source: RefSeq, a predicted model, not a curated record